AUGCCGGCGCGCUACUGCUGCAUGCCUAGUGAUUAUGAUUUACAAGAAUUUGUAUUGGAAGUAAUGCUAAGUUCCUCAUUGGUUGUGAUGUACAAGACAAAUUGGAUGUACAAGACAAAUUCAUUUGGUGCAACCGAGAUCCUAGAGGUGCUCAAGAACUGGCCGGAGAGGAGCAUCCAGGUCAUCGUCGUCACCGACGGCGAGCGCAUCCUUGGCCUCGAGGAUCUCGGUUGCCAGGGGAUGGGAAUUCCCGUUGGCAAGCUCUCCCUCUACACUGCCCUUGGAGGUGUUCUCCCCUCAGCUGAGUACCAUGAACUUCUCGAAGAGUUCAUGACGGCCGUCAAGAAAAACUACGACGAGAAGGUCCUCACCCAGGGAACAGCCUCCGUGGUCCUGGCAGGCCUCCUGGCGGCGCUCAAGGUGGUCGGCGGGACGCUUGCAGACCACACUUACCUGUUCCUAGGUGCCAGCGAGGCCGAGACUGGCAUCACCGAGCUCAUUGCUCUCGAGAUGUCAAAACAGACUGGGUCUCCGAUCGAGGAGUGCCGCCCGAAGAUCUGGCUCAUGGACUCCAAGGGCCUGAUCAUGGCGUCGCGGAUAGACUCGCUCACGUUGAAGCCCUUGAUCUUCGCGCUAUCGAACCCGAUGUCGCACUCAGAAUGCACGGCGGAACAGGCCUACACGUGGACGCAGGGCCGCGCGGUGUUUGCGAGCGGCAGCCUGUUCCCAACGGUGGAGCUAGACGGGAAGACGCUAGUGCCAGGCCAGUCCAACAACGCCUACAUCUUCCCUUGGUUCGGCCUCGGCGUCAUCAUCUUGGCCGCCAUCCGCGUCCGCGACGGCAUGCUGCUGGCCGCCUCUGAGGCGCUGGCGGAGCAGGUGACGGAGGAGCACUUCGCCAAGGGCCUCAUCUUCCCGCCCUUCACCAACAUCCGCGCCAUCUCGGCCCACAUAGCCACCAAGGCCUAUGAGCGCCUGCCACGCCUCGGCGACCUCGUCAAGUAUGCGGAGAGCUGCAUGUACACCCCCACCUACCGUAGCUACCGGUAA
Molecule: messenger RNA, 1050 nt
Organism: Miscanthus lutarioriparius
Lineage: Eukaryota; Viridiplantae; Streptophyta; Magnoliopsida; Poales; Poaceae
Source: the annotation of a GenBank genome assembly